AUGCAACACUUCAACACCGUCCUGGCCCUCGCUGCUGCAGUGUCAGCUGUCGAUAUCAAAUCGCACGGCGAGUCACACUGCAAAGGGGUUACCCACACGUAUGUGAACGCCAACCCCAACAAGUGCUAUGGCCUUGGCGGUACAUCCUGGGCUUGGUCGUUCAACGCUAUUCCCACAAACUGGAAUCUGGAAACUCGAACUCACAAAGAUGGAUACUGCAAAACGUUAGUUCACGCCUGGAACUCGAAUGGCGCAAGCACGGUGUGCCAUGGCGCAGCCGUAAACAACCUGAAGUACACGGGUGCUGGAUACAGUUUUGCCAAUAAGAAGAGGUCGGAAGACACUGUUUUCAACAGCGAAGACUGCAUCUGGAAGCCUGACCUUUUGACGCUGAAGGAUGGCACAACAUACAUGCUUACGGAUGUUGAGGACGAAACCGUGAAGAUCAUACUCGCAUAUGGUGACAACACCACGAUUGCCGAAAACAUGCCAAACCUGUUCGACAAGUACAUUACACAGGAGCGUCGCUGA
This is a messenger RNA of Alternaria viburni, 531 nucleotides long. RefSeq lists its product as uncharacterized. The record is from RefSeq and is a predicted model, not a curated record. The coding region runs from base 1 to 531 and encodes 176 amino acids. The transcript has 2 exons. Lineage: Eukaryota; Fungi; Ascomycota; Dothideomycetes; Pleosporales; Pleosporaceae.